Messenger RNA from Symphalangus syndactylus (siamang), 3361 nucleotides. It is a transcript of the gene ECE2, whose product is annotated as endothelin converting enzyme 2. The record is from RefSeq and is a predicted model, not a curated record. Gene Ontology annotation, cellular component: plasma membrane. Gene Ontology annotation, molecular function: metalloendopeptidase activity. Gene Ontology annotation, biological process: protein processing. NCBI's taxonomy places the organism in Eukaryota, Metazoa, Chordata, Mammalia, Primates, Hylobatidae.
CGCGGCCGAGCGGGGGUGCUGCGCGGCGGCCGUGAUGGCUGGUGGCGGCGGGGCCGGGCAGGGGACCGGGGCCGCGGCCCCGGAGAGGGCCAGCUGCCCGGAGCCCUGAAUCACCGCCUGGCCCGACUCCACCAUGAACGUCGCGCUGCAGGAGCUGGGAGCUGGCAGCAACAUGGUGGAGUACAAACGGGCCACGCUUCGGGAUGAAGACGCACCCGAGACCCCCGUAGAGGGCGGGGCCUCCCCGGACGCCAUGGAGGUGGGCAAGGGGGCUUCCCCUUUCUCACCAGGCCCCAGCCCUGGCAUGACGCCUGGCACACCCAGGAGCUCUGGGCUGUUCUGGAGGGUCACCUGCCCCCACCUCCGCUCCAUCUCUGGCCUCUGCUCUAGGACUAUGGUGGGAUUCCAGAAGGGGACAAGACAGCUGUUAGGCUCACGCACGCAGCUGGAGCUGGUCUUAGCGGGUGUCUCUCUACUGCUGGCUGCACUGCUUCUGGGCUGCCUUGUGGCCCUCGGGGUCCAGCACCACAGAGACCCAUCCCACAGCACCUGCCUUACAGAGGCUUGCAUUCGAGUGGCUGGAAAAAUCCUGGAGUCCCUGGACCGAGGGGUGAGCCCCUGUGAGGACUUUUACCAAUUCUCCUGUGGGGGCUGGAUUCGGAGGAACCCCCUGCCCGAUGGGCGUUCUCGCUGGAACACCUUCAACAGCCUCUGGGACCAAAACCAGGCCAUACUGAAGCACCUGCUUGAAAACACCACCUUCAACUCCAGCAGUGAAGCUGAGCGGAAGACACAGCGCUUCUACCUAUCUUGCCUACAGGUGGAGCGCAUUGAGGAGCUGGGAGCCCAGCCACUGAGAGACCUCAUUGACAAGAUUGGUGGUUGGAACAUUACGGGGCCCUGGGACCAGGACAACUUUAUGGAGGUGUUGAAGGCAGUAGCAGGGACCUACAGGGCCACCCCAUUCUUCACCGUCUACAUCAGUGCCGACUCUAAGAGUUCCAACAGCAAUGUUAUCCAGGUGGACCAGUCUGGGCUCUUUCUGCCCUCUCGGGAUUACUACUUAAACAGAACUGCCAAUGAGAAAGUGCUCACUGCCUAUCUGGACUACAUGGAGGAGCUGGGGAUGCUGCUGGGUGGGCGGCCCACCUCCACGAGGGAGCAGAUGCAGCAGGUGCUGGAGUUGGAGAUACAGCUGGCCAACAUCACAGUGCCCCAGGACCAGCGGCGCGACGAGGAGAAGAUCUAUCACAAGAUGAGCAUUUCGGAGCUGCAGGCUCUGGCGCCCUCCAUGGACUGGCUUGAGUUCCUGUCUUUCUUGCUGUCACCAUUGGAGUUGAGUGACUCUGAGCCUGUGGUGGUGUAUGGGAUGGAUUAUUUGCAGCAGGUGUCAGAGCUCAUCAACCGAACGGAACCAAGCAUCCUGAACAAUUACCUGAUCUGGAACCUGGUGCAAAAGACAACCUCAAGCCUGGACCGACGCUUUGAGUCUGCACAAGAGAAGCUGCUGGAGACCCUCUAUGGCACUAAGAAGUCUUGUGUGCCGAGGUGGCAGACCUGCAUCUCCAACACGGAUGACGCCCUUGGCUUCGCUUUGGGCUCCCUCUUCGUGAAGGCCACGUUUGACCGGCAAAGCAAAGAAAUUGCAGAGGGGAUGAUCAGUGAAAUCCGGACUGCAUUUGAGGAGGCCCUGGGACAGCUGGUUUGGAUGGAUGAGAAGACCCGCCAGGCAGCCAAGGAGAAAGCAGACGCCAUCUAUGAUAUGAUUGGUUUCCCAGACUUUAUUCUGGAGCCCAAAGAGCUGGAUGAUGUUUAUGAUGGGUACGAAAUUUCUGAAGAUUCUUUCUUCCAAAACAUGUUGAAUUUGUACAACUUCUCUGCCAAGGUUAUGGCUGACCAGCUCCGCAAGCCUCCCAGCCGAGACCAGUGGAGCAUGACCCCCCAGACAGUGAAUGCCUACUACCUUCCAACUAAGAAUGAGAUCGUCUUCCCCGCUGGCAUCCUGCAGGCCCCCUUCUAUGCCCGCAACCACCCCAAGGCCCUGAACUUUGGUGGCAUCGGUGUGGUCAUGGGCCACGAGUUGACACAUGCCUUUGAUGACCAAGGGCGCGAGUAUGACAAAGAAGGGAACCUGCGGCCCUGGUGGCAGAAUGAGUCCCUGGCAGCCUUCCGGAACCACACGGCCUGCAUGGAGGAACAGUACAAUCAAUACCAGGUCAACGGGGAGAGGCUCAAUGGCCGCCAGACGCUGGGGGAGAACAUUGCCGACAACGGGGGGCUGAAGGCUGCCUACAAUGCUUACAAAGCAUGGCUGAGAAAGCAUGGGGAGGAGCAGCAACUGCCAGCCGUGGGGCUCACCAACCACCAGCUCUUCUUUGUGGGAUUUGCCCAGGUGUGGUGCUCAGUCCGCACACCAGAGAGCUCUCACGAGGGGCUGGUGACCGACCCCCACAGCCCUGCCCGCUUCCGCGUGCUGGGCACUCUCUCCAACUCCCGUGACUUCCUGCGGCACUUCGGCUGCCCUGUCGGCUCCCCCAUGAACCCGGGGCAGCUGUGUGAGGUGUGGUAGACCAGGAUCAGGGGAGAAAUGGCCGGCUGUCACCAGACCUGGGGCAGCUCUCCUGACAAAGCUGUUUGCUCUUGGGUUGGGAGGAGGCAAAUGCAAGCUGGGCUGGGUCUAGGUCCUCCCCACCACAGGUGACACGAGUACAGACCCUCCCCAAUCACCACAUUGUGCCUCUGCUUUGGGGGUGCCCCUGCCUCCAGCAGAGCCCCCACCAUUCACUGUGACAUCUUUCCAUGUCACCCUGCCUGGAAGGGGUCUGGGCGGGGAGGCCAGUUCCCAUAGGAAGGAGUCUGCCUCUUCUGGCCCCAAGCUCACUUAGCCUGGCGGCCAUGGGCCUGCCGUGCCGGCCCUACUGUGACCCGCAGGCCUGGGUGGUGUACCUCCUGGGCUUCUCCCCAGGCUCACUCAGUGCGCACUUAGGGGUGGACUCAGCUCUGUCUGGCUCACCCUCAGGGGCUACCCCCACCUCACCCUGUGCUCCUUGUGCCACUGCUCCCAGUGCUGCCGCUGACCUUCACUGACAGCUCCUAGUAGAAGCCCAAGGGCCUCUGAAAGCCUCCUGCUGCCCACCGUUUCCCUGGGCUGAGAGGGGAAGUGCAUAUGUGUAGCGGGUACUGGUUCCUGUGUCUUAGGGCACAAGCCUUAGCAAGUGAUUGAUUCUCCCUGGACCAAGCAGGAAAGCAGAUAGAGCAGGGAAAAGGAAGAACAGAGUUUAUUUUUACAGAAAAGAGGGUGGGAGGGUGUGGUCUUGGCCCUUAUAGGACCCUGUGCCAAUAAAUAGACAUGCAUCCGUCA